Molecule: messenger RNA, 3345 nt
Organism: Microstroma glucosiphilum
Lineage: Eukaryota; Fungi; Basidiomycota; Exobasidiomycetes; Microstromatales; Microstromataceae
Exons: 2
Coding region: 121-3159 (1012 amino acids)
Cellular component (GO): cytoplasm
Source: RefSeq, a predicted model, not a curated record
CACCCCUUUGCCUUCGUACUCCUCCAUCCCCAUCAAGCGGGCAAGCCUAGACGGCGACAGAGAGCUAGCUGGUCUCUUUCCACUUGCACCUCUCCCUUUGCCCCCUCGACCGCGCCCGUCAUGGCGGACACUCUGCCAGCGGUAGAGCUGUUCACCACCUCGAUUCUAUCCAACCACAAGGUCAGACAUCGUCAUGAGCGGUACAUUGCCGUCUUUGCCGCCAAGAAGAUCGACUACGUCUAUCAUGAUAUGGCUUCGGAUGAAGAGGCCAAAAAGAGGUUCAGAAGAAAGGCCCUCGAUCAGCAAAUCCCCAAUAUACUGGUUCACAAUGAAUGGAGAGGUACAUUCGAGGAGUUUGAAGAGUCUGUGGAGUUCGGAGAGCUCGACCUCUUCCUCAGAAUCGACCCUAGCAAAGUUGCUACCUCGAAUGUAGCAGCGGAACCACUCCCACCUUCGAAUGAUGAACCUCCGGCGGCUUCGAGCUCGACCAUCACAUCGACUUCAUCGAGCUCCGCGACGCCUCUUCAGAAGCUUCCACCGGCUCCCUCCGUGAUGCCUAGGAUGGCACCCGUUGGCUCUGGCGCCGGACCGAAACGGGAUUCAGCUAGCGACCUCCUGGCCUCGAUCGACCUUGCCAAGUUCAAUCUGACAGAUGACGAUAUUGACGCUCUUCUCGAGGAAGCCGAACCACUCAAAGCUAAAGCAGCCCACCAAGCCACUACCAAGGCGCCAAAGACGUCAACCCUGUACCCCGGAGAGCAGGCCAGCGCCCAAGAGGUCAAGAGGACAUACUUCCCUUCCGAGAAUGCAGGCGUGAAGCCGCUUCGACUUCCCAAGAUGGGCAAUACUGCCAGUCCGUCCGUUGCAUCGACAUCGACGACAGCUCCGACCCCUUCCUCCAGCAGCUCAGUCUCGCCGAACUCUUCGUCAAUCGCUAGAUUUUCAGCAAGUCAGAAUUCCACACGAGCAUUGGCAGCUGAGGCUUCUGCCAGCGCAUCAAGUAGGAAUUUCUCGGCCCGCCAAGUGCGAGCUGGUCUGGACUCGGGCAAGCAGCUCCAGGAUGUUUUGGGAGACUUCACCGCUAGCAGUUCACGUGGAGGGAACGCUGCAGCAAGCUCAGUCGAUGCCCUCUUCGAAGACCUCGGUCUCGGCGAUAUCAACAUGUCGGAGCAAGAGGCAGAGGCUUUCCUCUUGGACGGAAUCGUUCCGGAUGGCCUCGAGCUGGGUGGAAGCAGGAUACGAAGGAGCAAGAGCAAAGCCGGCAAGGCAAGGGAGGAGGAAGCUGCCAAGAGCGUGGCUGCUCAAGCUCGAGAUCUGGCGGCGGACAGACGAGCCAGUGCUCAGCUUGCAAAGGAGCGCAAGGAGCGCAAAGCUUCGCUGAACGCUCAAGAGAUGCUCAAGACUCUGACGGCUGGAGAGGCUGCAACACAGCCUGGUAUGGGGCUCGGCGUGGUACCAGAAGCGGUGCCGGAAAUCUCGGACAAGACGAAAGAGAUGCUGGAGAAAGCCAGAGAGAAGCGCGCAAGCCGACUAGUUGGAUUGCCGUCGACUGCGCCACGGUCUGAGCCAGAUACGCCUACAAAUACCACUGAGACUCACUUGCAAAGCCCGUUGUCGGAAGAGCAGAACAUCAAGAACAAAAGGACAGGUGAUGAGCCAGACACAAAUUCUCAGGCCGAGACAAAAGCUGUGGUCUCUCCUUCUUCAAGUGAAGAGCCAUCGACAGCCGCUCCCACAGAGAUGAUUACGGACAUUGACGCGAACGCUGCAGCCCCUGUUCCCGGAGAUGCGCCUAGAGCGCGGACAAGCUUGCCUGCAGAAUCUGCUGCAAGGCCUCCAAUCGAGGCCGUUGCUGAGAAGCCUGUGACCACUGCCCUCAGUGGGUCUACAGCGUCAGCGUCUGCUGCUGUUGCUGAUUCUUCGAAGGUGUCAUCAAAGGCUGUAGUCGUAGAUGAGACGCUUGAACCCAUCCUCGAUGAGAAGCGAGCCUCCUCAUCCGCUCGCCCUUCGAGAACGUCCUCUGCCGCUCUCGACGAGACUCUCGAGCUGGUCUUUGAUGACGACAAGACACACGCAAAGACGGGCAUUGAAGCAACUCCGGUAUCCGAGGUUCUCACAUCUCCCAAGGGAGAAGCAAAGAUGCAGGUCAAGCGAAAAGAACCUCCACCGGUCGUUUCCGCACUGUCUCGGGAGACUGUACCCACAUCUGUAGAUACAGCGGCAGCACCAAAAGCCCUACCAAAAGAGCCAGCCGAGACCACUCCACUGGUCGAAGAGAAAGACGAGAAGAUCGAGGACCUGCUUGCGAGACUGCAAAAUUUGGGCAAGUCCAUGGGAAGUGGACUUGGCAAAGAGCCCGAUGGUCCUCUCGCCCCUCCCGCUCCCAUCGCAAAGUCACCCCCAGACGCAGCAGAAAUACAGUCUAGCCCCGGCGCUCCCCUUCCUCGCAAGCCCAGGGAGCGCGACACCUCGUCCAACAGCUCCGGCUCACGACGAGCCAUCGAUGUACAGCGCACGACCAUCUACCCCGCAACCAUCUCGCCCUCGUCCUCCUUCAGUGGAAAUCUCCCCUCCACUCAGGGGACACCACGCAGCCCUCCUACCAGGGAAGGCUCAUCGGCAGCGGCAUCCGCGUCGCCCAUUGCGGGCAGUCUUGCCUCUCCACAACCAGCUUCAAACGGGAGCGCCAGCACUGGCGGUAGUACAUCCAAGAGUCCUAAACUGAAAGGUCGCCUGAGCAGGAUCAGGAGCUUUGGAUCGAUGAAGCGAAGUGCCUCUAGUAGCUCAAAUCUCUCCUCUCCACAACAGCAACAGCAGCAGUCGCAGUCGCCUUCUUCGCCUCGGGAGGUAGUACCCGAAGUCCCUUCUCUUGCGAGCGUAGCAAGCAUAACUGGGACGGCAAGCAGCAGCGCCCCUGGCCAAACUACAGUCGAAUCUCCGCAACGCACCUGGCGAUUGGAGCGUACGCUCAGUCAAGUCUUGCGAGACGCGGAUGCCGCCUUGGGGGAAGACGCUGAUUUGGACGGCAGCAGCUACAGCUAUGAGGGUGCUUCGAGCGGGGACGGUGUAGGUGGUGCAGGAAAGAAGGGAGGGUCGAGGUACAGGCAGAGUGUGCUGAUGCCUGAUGAUGGCUUGGGAGAGCCGGAGAUCACGCAGUGAGCGUUGGUUACGGGUCACUGAUCGCUGAUGAGGUAAAACACUAAGGGCCUAGCUUAGCGGAAGCGAACGUCGACAUGGACUACUGUAGUGUACUUGGAUUAAAAAUCGCCUGCGCUGGACGGUUUCGUCAUCAGCAGCAGUGCCUGUCCUGAGGGGCACGAUUGACAAUCUAUCUCAUCCAACCAC